This is a messenger RNA of Toxorhynchites rutilus septentrionalis, 1182 nucleotides long. Its product is annotated as odorant receptor 30a-like. The record is from RefSeq and is a predicted model, not a curated record. Gene Ontology annotation, cellular component: plasma membrane. Gene Ontology annotation, molecular function: olfactory receptor activity; odorant binding. The transcript is spliced from 5 exons. NCBI's taxonomy places the organism in Eukaryota, Metazoa, Arthropoda, Insecta, Diptera, Culicidae. Bases 1 to 1158 code for a protein of 385 amino acids. Gene Ontology annotation, biological process: sensory perception of smell; detection of chemical stimulus involved in sensory perception of smell.
AUGGCAACCUCAGAGUCUUUUCAUGCCAUGAUGGCACCGAUAAUUACCUUAUCGAAGACUAUCGGGGUCGAAAUGUGGACUUCGGAUAAACUUUUUCAACCCAUGUCGUAUGUGCUUAUGGGACAGAUGUUGAUCUACAACAUCUGUAACGGUUAUACGGUGUACAAAUACAGCAGUGAUCCAAUAGAAGUGAUGAAGAUCACGAUUAUCUGUGGCGUCGCAACCCAGUUGAUCCUGAAAUAUUUUAUUGCAUUGGUGAAAAAGGAUACAAUCAGAGAUAUAUUCCAGAAAAUUGAGGAACAGAUCUACUGUCGAUAUUCCGAUGGCAGUAGCGAGGAAAAGUCUAUUGUCGAAAAAACCGUUCGUCGCAUGAAUUUAUUGUGGAAAUUUUUGGUUACUUUGUACGUGUCGACGUUUUUCGUUUUCGCGUUGUGGCCAUUUUAUGUUUACUACAGUACUGGUCAAAUUGUUCCACUUUUCAUGUACGAAAUUCCAAUGACCAAAAUUGAUGAGCCUGUCGGGUAUGCCUUGAGUUUGUUGCUCCACGUUGAUAUUUAUGUGUUGGGAGUAAUGGGAGUACUGCUAGCAGACUUCGCCCUGUUUUUCAUUGUGGUACAUGCUUUGACUGUCAUCGAUAUUUUCAUCCUACAUAUGACAGAAUUGGAAAAUUUGCUACGUAUGGAAGAAACCAAGGAUAAAGCUGAUCAAGUGGCUGAAAAGUGGAAACAUUGCCUUCAGGAUCAUCAGUUUGUUACAAAGUUUUUAUAUUCCACUGAAGAAAUUGGCAGUCUCCAGAUUCUGGUCCAUGUUUUUUCCUGUAUUUUUACCAUAUGUGACGCGAUGUUGCUUCUGGCAUUGACCGAUUGGUACGCAUCGCUUUGUUUCCUGCUUGUGAUUUUCGUAGAUAUUUCUAUUUUUUUCAUCCUUGGAAAUGUAGUUGAACUUAAGACUGACGAGAUGUAUCGGCGUAUUACGGAUCUACCCUGGAAUAUGUUGACCGUAUCGCAGCAAAAAGAAUUCUCAUAUAUGCUACAUCGAAGCCAGCUACCACUGAUGCUUACUUUAGCUGGUUUUACUCCAUUGAAUUUUGAGACCUAUAUGUCGGUACUGAAAUGUUUGUAUCAGUUUUUUGUAAUGAUAUUGCGAUAUGUAAGAUAAGAAUGAUAAUCAUUAAAAGAAUUA